UAGUUAUUUGGGAAUGUCUGAUAUCACUAUGAAUGAUAUCAGUUGAGUUUCGACUGAGAUUGUCAGGGAAUAUACGGCCACAAACCAGGUCACUUCUUGUCGUCAUCAUGUUGGUUAAUGUUGCUCUGUGUUUGCUGUGCGUGGGCUUCAGCCUAGCAGCUACAACAACUUCAAGCCCCGGGAACGGAGGAAACCACGGACUGCCAACGGGGGCGGCAUUAACAAAAAUUGUCCAGGAUAGUUUCAGAAACGUUGACAGCGACGGCGACGGCUUCAUCGAGCGUAACGAGUUUGACACGCUUGUCAUUAUUGCCGACGCCGACAAUGACGGGUGUAUGACGCUCUCGGAGUACAUAACUUUCUCAGCGGGAACCCCGGAGAUCGCUACCAAGAUAUACCACUACUUUGACAUCGACAACACCAACUGUCUAACCGUGGACAAGGUCGCCGACCAGUUUCAACUCAUGGACGCUGACCAUAAUAAGAAGGUUACAACUGCUGAAUUUCAGACGUACUAUCUCAAUCUGCUGCAGCAUCUGUUUCAAGCUCCACAUGUUGCCACGGACGGUCCUAUCGGAUAGAUAUUCACAGCUAGGCCCAACCUUCACCUUCAGUCCCUAUUCCACUUUGUAACUUUGUUCUUGAUUUGAUUUAUUUUAAGAAAAGUGUAAAUUGAAUGUAGAUUUGUGUAUUUUGGUGAAGAUCUUUUCUGUUUUUUCUUUGAAAAGUGUAUGUGCGUGUGUGCCUGUGUGUUUUGUCGUGAAAAAUAAGCUUUUUUAAUGAAAACCCAAAAAUAAAAUUUCGUGCUGUUACCAAUUUGAUGGACUUAAGAUGUUCUAUGAUGCAAAUAAUUUAAACAUGUAGCAAUUUGGUUACCUAAUAUAUUGGAAUGUAUCACAACUUCUUUAAGAAUGAAAUAAAUGGUAAAUUUCA
Mya arenaria is the source of this 933-nucleotide messenger RNA. RefSeq lists its product as uncharacterized. The transcript has 7 exons. The record is from RefSeq and is a predicted model, not a curated record. Gene Ontology annotation, molecular function: calcium ion binding. Bases 33 to 581 code for a protein of 182 amino acids. Lineage: Eukaryota; Metazoa; Mollusca; Bivalvia; Myida; Myidae.